Molecule: messenger RNA, 1140 nt
Organism: Closterium sp. Naga37s-1
Lineage: Eukaryota; Viridiplantae; Streptophyta; Zygnematophyceae; Desmidiales; Closteriaceae
Source: the annotation of a GenBank genome assembly
AUGGGGAGCGAGGCCGGUUUGAAGACGUUCUCAGCGGAGGAGCUCGACGAGGCCACGAAUAACUACUCGCGGGAAAACUCGCUCGGUCGCGGCGGUUUCGGCACGGGCUACCGCGGAAAGCUCGCGGACGGUUCCGCCGUGCUUGUAAUGAAGCUGAACCCCGACAACACCCGCCAGGCCGCGGAGAAAUUCACCCGCGAAGUGACCAUACUCACGCGCGCAGACCACCCGCAUCUGGUCAAGCUCCUUGGGUACAAUCCCGAGGCACGCUGUAUCGUGUACGAGUCUCUUCCCGGGGGGACCCUGGAGGACCGUCUGCUGACGGAGGGGGGACGGAAAACGAUGAAGCAGAAGCACCGGCUGCUGAUCGCGGCGGAGGCGUCAGAGGCGCUGCUGUUCCUCCACCAUCUCGACCCGCCGAUUCUCCACCAGGACGUGAAACCCGGCAACGUCAUGCUGAACGAGGAUCUCUCCUGUAAGGUCGGGGGAGUCGGUUUGGCGAAGUUUCUCCCCGCGAACGACUCGUCGAUUUGGGGAACGGUGGGCUACAUCGACCCGUUGCUGCUCCGCACCGGGAAAUACGGCCCGCAGUCGGAUCUGUACGGUCUCGGGCUGGUGGUUCUGCAGCUGCUGACCGGCGAGAAAGUGAAUAAGGUGCUCGAGUUCGCGAAAUUCGGGCUGGAGGGGAUUUUGGAUCAUUUGGAUAAGACGGUUGACUGGAACCCGGAGAUUGCGAAGGAGGUUGCUGAGGUGGCGCUCAAGUGCAGGGACAGGACGAACCGGCCGGAUCUGGAGACGGUUGUGCUGCCUAUGCUGAAGAAAUUCGCGGAGCAGACGAAGGGGGAGAAGGACGCGGAUGCUGCUCCGCCUGCCGCUGCUGCUGGUAGUGCUAAGGGUGGUGGUGGUGGUGGUGGGGCGAGUAAGGGGCAUGAGAAGAAGGGAGCGGCGGCUGCUGCUGCUGCUGCUGCGCCGCAGAAGAAGUCGUUGUUUGGCAUGCAGCAGCAGCAGCAGCAGCAGCAGCAGCAGCAGCAGCAGCAGCAGCAGCAGCAGCAGCAGCAGCAGCAGCAGCAGCAGCAGCAGCAGCAGCAGCAGCAGCAGCAGCAGAGGAACAGUUUGGUUGUAGGGUUGGUGGCACCAUAG